AUGUACGUUCACUGUAAAUUCGACCAUAUCGACACUACUAUGGUUGACGUUACCGUUCAAUUUGGCGAAGAUAGUCGAGUAGAUGACGAAGAAGAGUGUUUACUUGUGAGAAGGGCCUGGGAUACAGAACGUGUUAUGAAAAUGCAAGUUCUUCUAGACGAACAAAAUAUUUUAAUUGGUCAACUGGAAAGUGAUCUACGUAAACAGAGGGGUGAAUUAAAUUCAUCAAUGAAGUGUCGUUUGGAAUUAGAAGCCAUCUUGAAAGAUAUUGAAAUGCAGGAAAAGGCACAACUUACUGCUCAGGUUGAUGAUUUGACAAAGAUAAAGGACGAACUAAUUGAAGAGAUAACCAAUCUGUCUGUUGAACUUGAAAAACAACGCACUAAUGUGGAAAGCUUAAGCACAGAGCUUGCUGGACUUAAGGCACAAUUGAUGACCAUGCGUAGAAAAGGUCUUAAUCAACAGGAUCGCUUUUAACCAAUCGUCAACGAGGCUUGAACGAGCAAUGUAAUUUGAAGUACAAUCCAAUAAAAUUAAUUUUUGAGUUUUUCGAUUAAUUUGACUGUUCCAUCUCAAUAAAAUGCUUGUUUGUCAAUUUACUUGUUUGUUGCCUAAACAGAAAAUUUAUAAUUUCGUAAAAGCAUUAUUGCCAAUACACAUUUAAUAUAAACGACAACUUUUUUGAAAACAGACAUGUUUCGACAUCUCAUGAUGCCAUCUUCAGAAAAUUUAUCUUAUUAAUUGUUGUGAAAGCUUACUUGUAGACUUUAUCAUUUAAGACGAACUUGCUCUUGAGACUUUCAUUAUAUCCCUUCUCUCAUUGCAAAUUAAUGGUUCGUGAAUCAUUAUGGAUUUGGUAACUUAAAGCAUAUUUUGUAAAUAUAUUUGUUUCUUUUCCCCUUGAUUUAUUCUGAUGAAAUUUGUGUUCAUCAUUCAUGCUGAGUAUCUAAUUGUAGAUUUUUUGGUUCCGAUGAAAUUCAAAGUCAUCAGUUUUUGAAA
Molecule: messenger RNA, 999 nt
Organism: Xenia sp. Carnegie-2017
Lineage: Eukaryota; Metazoa; Cnidaria; Anthozoa; Malacalcyonacea; Xeniidae
Exons: 1
Coding region: 1-477 (158 amino acids)
Source: RefSeq, a predicted model, not a curated record